Messenger RNA from Penaeus chinensis, 1891 nucleotides. RefSeq names its product UNC93-like protein. Lineage: Eukaryota; Metazoa; Arthropoda; Malacostraca; Decapoda; Penaeidae. Gene Ontology annotation, biological process: regulation of muscle contraction; regulation of potassium ion transport. Gene Ontology annotation, molecular function: potassium channel regulator activity. The transcript is spliced from 9 exons. Bases 252 to 1796 code for a protein of 514 amino acids. The record is from RefSeq and is a predicted model, not a curated record. Gene Ontology annotation, cellular component: striated muscle dense body; plasma membrane.
AAUUUGGGCGAAUAUACUUUGUUUUAAAGAUAGGGGGCGUUAACUCCGCGAUGUCUCAAGCGUCGGUGGGCGGUGCAGCGACUUUUCGAAAACGAGUCUCGUUCUGUGCGAUGCGAUAAGGCUGAGGAUUUAUCCUUGCGCUGUCAAUUAAGGGGUCUUGUGUCAAUUAUGUCAAGAGGAUGUUCAUCUGCGUGGUGGGCUUUGAGAGUGAUGUGGUGAUGUGAUGUGACGCCAACAAAAGCGGACCAGUCAUGGCGGGCGUCUCCAAUCCUGCCUUUGAGGACGACACCAGACAAUCAAAACAAACCAAGAAUGAAAUCGUUAGACAUGAUCAUAACGAAGCAAAAUCCAACAACGCGGGAAAUGGGCUCACAGUCGAGCAGGAAAAGUUCGCCAUCUUGAAAAACGUGAUCGUAAUAUCUGUAGCUUUUAUGUUUUUAUUCACAAGUUACAACUCGAUGUCCUUUUUGCAGUCUUCAAUCAACAAGGUGGAAGGAACGGCCUCCCUCACUAUCCUCUACGCCGCCUUCGUGUUCUCGUGCUGCUUCCUUCCCACGUGGAUGAUCAAGCGGCUGCACGAGAAGUACACGAUGGCGGCCUGCAUGCUGUGCUACUCGACCUACAUGGCGGCGCAGUUCUACCCCAGGAUCUACACGCUCGUGCCCACGGCGGUGGUGGUCGGGCUCGGCGCCGCCCCCAUGUGGUCCGCCAAGUGCACCUACCUCACCAAGAGCGGCAAGCGGCUGGCUGAGCUCGAAGGCGUCGAGAGCGAAGUGGUCAUCACGCGAUUCUUCGGCCUCUUCUUCCUGUUCUUUCAGUCGACGCAGGUGUGGGGCAACGUCAUCUCCUCCACAGUCCUGUCAGUAGGGAUUGAAAAGAACAAGACUGCCGAGGAGCUGCUCACCUGCGGCUACAACUUCUGCCUCGAUCAACGCCACGAGGACUCCCCCAGCAACGCCACCGCCAGCACAGACGGACGCGAAGACAGCCUUCCUCUGUGGAAGAUCUACACCAUGGCUUCCAUCUACCUCGGUUGCUCUCUCCUCGCCGCCGCCAUUACCGUCUUCUUUGUGGAUCCUCUGAGCAGGUUUGUGAAGGAAUCGCCAACCAGCCAGGAAAAGAGCGGCCUUGUCCUCGUCGCUGCCACGUUUAACCAACUGCGCCAUCCAUACCAGUUGCUGAUCAUUCCCCUGACAAUAUGGUCGGGCGUGGAACAGGCUUUCCUCGGAGCAGAUUAUACGGCGGCUUUCGUAUCCUGUGGUCUCGGCGUACACAUGGUCGGUUACGUCAUCAUUUGUUACGGUGUGUGUGACGCCAUCUGCUCUGUUGGAUUCAGCCCCAUCAUCCGGAAGUACGGUCGUGUCCCCGUCUUCAGCCUCGGUUUCCUCAUUAACCUGGGGCUGAACAUCACUCUUACGUACUGGACGCCGAAACCCGAUGAUUUGGUCGUCUUCUUCGUCAUAUCAGGUCUCUGGGGAGUCGCUGAUGCAGUGUGGCAGACGCAGAUCAACACGCUCUACGGCGUGAUCUUCCCCGGCGAGUCCGAGGCAGCGUUUAGCAACUACCGCCUGUGGGAGUCGACGGGCUUCAUCAUCGCCUACGCCUGCAGCACCGUCCUCUGCGUCAGCUCGAAGAUCGUGGUCCUCAACGUGUUCCUCGUGCUGGGGAUCGUAGGAUACUACGUCAUCGAGAUCCUGGAGAAGCGGGGAGGACUCGAGAAGGACAAAGACGGGAAAGUGGUUGUUCUCGAUCGGCUGUUCCUUCGAGUGUUAAAGAAGGGGAGGGCGAGUGUGUAGAGCUGCGUGUGUGUUUUGUUAAUGUUAUUGUUGUUAUUGUAUGGACGAAUCUGUUUAUUAUCAUCAUUAUUAUUAUUAUUAUUAUAUAAGAAUGA